Molecule: messenger RNA, 4977 nt
Organism: Cladocopium goreaui
Lineage: Eukaryota; Dinophyceae; Suessiales; Symbiodiniaceae
Source: the annotation of a GenBank genome assembly
AUGCAUGACCUUUUCGGGAUCCAGGAACAGGACCAAGAUGAGGACAGCAACGAUGAGACCAUGCUUACACAACUUGCGUCCAGCUUCCGACACAGCACCUACCAGGUACUAAAGCUGCCCCGAAGCAUUGGUAAUGAUGAUGUCAUCAAGCGACCACAGAUAAGCCAUGCGAAUUGCCCAGCCACCUGUAGCCCAGAAGUGGGAGCGGUACUGCAGACAAAGUCUGACCUGAACCCCCACAAGCACUCGUCUAGUUGGGAUCCUACAACUGCCUCUGAGGUUGCCCAGGAUGAGCACGAGGCCAAGCCAGACAAGCUUUCCGGACCUGACCACAGUGGUCACAGUCACACCAAAGCUGAUCACCAAAUGUUGGCAACACAGGACCACAUCCCUAAAGGUCCGAGGGAAACUCAUGCACCCCCAAAAACUUGUACAGUUGCAUCCACUCGCAGGGGUCAUCAGAACUCCACAGAAAAACUUUCGCACCAGAAAAAGAUCUCCGAUUUCUUUCAACAGCGUGUGAAACCGAUUGCCAAGAAUGACUCUGCCGCGCAGACGACCAUUCCUCAUUUCUUUCAACCCAAGAAGAAGCUGCACCACCAGGAUCAGUCCGAGGAGCAGGAUCAUCCUAAUGCUCAGCCCCGUCAUGCAAGUGUUGAAAUACAGAAGAUGAGUACAGGCAAUCUCGAAAAAGCAGUGGAUCAAGGCCCACAGCAUGCCCUUGAGGCACGUGCCGCCCCAUACCACAAUGCUGAACCUCCAAGUUUUGUCACCAGCAAUCCAAAUGCACCAGUUCAGGGACAGGGACAGAAUGCACAACGACCUCGGCCACUUUGGCACAUUGAGGUCAAUGGGCUCUUCCUUGACCACGCAGAGGUAAGACAUCCAGAGACAGGCUCAGGAGACGCCAUUCUUGCCAAUGAACCUCCACCUGACGCUGUCAGCGACCAGGACGAUGACAGUCAGCCCAGUGAGGACACCCUAGCACUCAUGCAGAGACCCAAGUUCAAGACCUUUCCCAAAACCAAAGCUCCCUCGCAUGCUGUUACUGGACAAGGUUCAGCCACAGACUCACCAGGCCCGAUUGCGUGGUUUCAUGUGCAUCGUGCCCUCCCUGCCAGUGGAGCGAACCAGCAUCAGCCCAUCCAGCGCAUGGUCAUCCAGGCCAGGAACCUUGAUGAGUUCCACCAGAUGCUGCAAUGGCAAACUCAGCGUGCCAAUGAAGCCUGCCUGAUGCCGUCAAGCCGUAGUACCAAAAUUGAGUCAUGGUUCUCUGACCCCACAAUCCUGCCGAGAAGUGACCACUCAAGGGAAGUGACCAUGUCCACAAGCCCAACACAAUGGCCCGUGGACGUUUUGCAACGAUGGGCCGAUUUCAUUCAACCAGGUACACCCGUCUACCUGUUUGUUGUUCAGCCAGACCCACCAGGGGGUCAACCAGAUAUUAUCGCACAUGUCAUCGUAGCCCAAAACCCACCUGCUGACCGUUUUGCAGCAAUUGUUUCGGUCACAGAGCUCCUAGAUGACCCUUGGCAUCCGACCAGGUUUUGUGCCUUGCUGCCCAACCCGGUUUCGCGCAACGAACUGUUUGAUUUGGCAGGCAUCCCACCUGAUCAAGUAGCAGCAACCCCAGGAAUCGGUGCUUACCAUGGCAAUGCCCCUAUACCAGAAGGGAGUGCCUACCCAGUCAGACAUGGUUUUGCCUUUGAAGUCAUCACCGAUACGCUGGAGUUUGAGCCAGAUGCCACCACACUCUGGCAGCAUACCAUGCAAGCUGAUGGUCAGGUGCUGGUGACACCAAACAUCAGAAGGUUGGUAGGGCAAGCAGCCCAACGGACUUCCAACCCAAUGCAUGACGACGGCAUUGUCAGCCAACAAAAAGCCAAAACACCACGGCAUGGGUUGGCACAUCAACCCACAUCGAAUGAAGCCCCGCCGUACCAGGAUGAUGACGUAGCCGAAUACUUGAGUUUUGUACAGCUUUCGUUUCAGUCCAUCCAUGGCGACAUGAUGCGCAUACACGAUGGCACCAGUGCGCCGCUCAGACCGGUAUCGCACCAUGAAGACACCUGGGACAUGAUCACAUGCACAGAAAGCUUCACUACCAAUCGGCACAACGCCCAAGAAACCAAGAUCCAAAGUGAAGAUGGGACGAUGAUGAUAGGCGUGACACCCUGCUUGCACUGGCCUUUAUUGCCCGCCAAUGUCCCUCUCAACAAGGAGUUCCGAGUCCAGCUAUACCUGCAGGCAUCCAUCCCAGCACAAGCCGACACACUGCCUGUUGAUGCCACAUCGGAAGAACCUCAGUUGUUAUGGUUUGCCAACGAAGCUUGGAAACUAGCUCUAGAAGCUGAAGAACCAUGCACGCUCUUGCCACUACCUGAAGGGCUCCAUGUGCCAGACCCGUCCUACUGGGCUCUCCUACAGCCACCACCUUGCCAUGAACAAGGAGAGGUCAACUACACCCUCUACUUGGAUGGGGCUGCCAAUGGCACAGAUGCAGGAUGGAGUGUGGUCGUAGUAGCCAACACGCAAACCACUGAGCACUUCCUGGGAUGUGCCUACGGCACAGUCCAACUCAGUUCCGUGCAGCCAGACUGGGUAGGGGCAGAAACAGCAGACAACAUCUCUGCGGAGCUAUCAGCCAUGCUUUUUGGGCAGAACAUGAUCAUGCGCUGGCAGGAAAACACCAAAGCAUGCAUACGCCCUGACUUGUCACUCAGCAGAACGGUAGCAACAGCUGUUACCACAUGUAGGUCCAACAAGCUCUUAGCACAACUGUGCUGUGCCCUGGGCCUUUGGUUGAGCAAGCAGGUCACAAUCCAAGAAGUAAGGGGUCACCAGGGACAUGCAUGGAAUGAACUGGCCGAUGCCGUAGCCAAGUGGGCAAUGCAACAGCACAGCAAUCCACUUCACGAUAGCUUCGCCCAGCUUCACCAAUUGGCCUCUAACCCCCAUGACGUCAACUGGACCUGGAUGCAAACUACCCAUUCUGCAGUUGCCGCAUGUUUUCCGCCCUUGCUUCAACAGCAAGUGAUGCAGUUCACUAAGCCAACAUGCAAGCUGGGCGUGCUGCCCACGGAAAGGCUCCAACCAGCUGACACAGUUGAAGGAUCCCCAUGGCAAAUCCAAAUGUGUACUGCCAAUGUUCUUGCCACCGAAACCUGGUCCACACAACAGGCAGGCACCAAAAGAACUGGCCAGCGCACCCUGCGCCUAGAUGCACAAUGGCACAACGCCAAGGUCCACAUCAUCGGCAUACAAGAAGCCCGAACCGCCCAGGGUAGGUUUCAUGCACCGCAUUACCAUAUUAUGGCCUCCGGUGCCAAGCAUAAAAGAGCACCGUUAUACGGUUGCGAAUUAUGGGUCCACAAAACCCUCCCAGUUUCCACCGACAAGGGAGGACGACCAGUGGUCCUAGGAAAAGCGGUAUUUACAGUACAGCAUGCCGAUCCACGACGGCUCCUGGUUGAAGCCAAGCUCGGACGCGCAACCUAUGCUUUCAUUGUACUGCAUGCCCCAAGCCUGGCCACUCCGAGCCAAGAGCACCCAAAUCCUGCUCACGACGUGACACAAUGGUGGAAUGACACCAGUGCCUUGUACACCCAACACGUCACAGCCAAGGACCAAUGGGUGUUCCUUGAUGCAAAUGCACCCCUUCCCCAAGGGGAUGGGGACCUUGUCGGACCCCACGGGGCCGAAGCCAGCAACAAGGCGAGUGAACUCCUGAUGGAAUUCAUCGAGCAGCACCAACUAGUGGUCCCGUCGAUACUGAAAGAUUUCCGACAGGAGGUGGAAGCCAGCUCCACUCUCCCUUGGUUAGGUGACGCCACUCCUAUCAAUGACUUGGAGCAAAUCCCAUCCAUGCCACCAGAAGGGUUUGUCGAUGUUACUUUUGUUGAUGACUGCGUGGUCAUGCUUCACGCCCGCAGCAACGACCGCGUUGCCCACGCCAUCCAAUUGCUAGUGACAGCGCUCGACAAAGCAUCGACACAGCGAGGCCUCAGCAUCAAUUUUGAACAAGGCAAGACGGAGGUCCUGUGGACGAUAAUUGGCAAAGGAGCACGUGAACAGAAGCGUAGGCUCCAUGAAGAUGGGCAGCUCAUUCAAUGGCUGGCAGACGGCAAAGCCUAUACCCUGCACGUAUGUCAUGCGUACAAACACUUGGGAACCUGGGUCCAAGCACAUCACAGGCACGCCAAAGAGGCCCUUGCCAGGGACCAGGUGCAUGCCAACCGGUUGAGGUUCCUGGCCAGACUGCUGCAAGCCUGCCCAAAAAUCACCUGGACUUUGCUCCAUGCCACCCAACAUCAACAUUCCUGGCUUGAGCGAUGCCUGGAAUCGUGCCGGUGGCUCCUCAUGCACUAUGACCGUCGCUUGCCACUCACCGAGAACUCGCAGUUCCUAGAUUGGAAGGCAAGCCCAGAGGCACAACUGAUGUUUGAUCGCAUGCAACUGCGCCGGCCCAGCGAUGUAGUGGCAUACACACAGCUUCAGGGCACCAAACUCACACAGAUCCCCGAUGGCCCAAAGAAGCUGUGGUGGACAAACGAUGAUUUGCCCGCCUUCAUCAUGCAUUCUGGAAUGGUGCCAGCUCCGCAUCAGCGACAGGCUGCUCAGGUUCUUGUUAGAUAUGCUGGUCACCCUUGCCAUGAUGGGCCUCAGCGGCUUUCUCGAGCAUCCGCAGUUUCCAACGUGCUGAUGAAGCGAGGACACUGGGGCCGUUGCAAUCACCCAGCCGGGUCCCACUCCGCCCUUAUUGGGCGUCAACAGGAUGGCACGUUCAACACUGCGAAAGCGAAAGUGUAUCCAUACGGGCUCAACAGCAUCCUGGGGAUUGGGCUGUUCAAAGCAGCGGAAAGAUGGGUGUCGGUGGCAACAGACAAACAGUUGCCGGCCGAGCUCACACCCUACCUCGAGCAAAGUUGCCACGACGAAAGCGUCGUACAACCAGACUAUCAUGGCGGAAAGGGCUAA